Neopsephotus bourkii (Bourke's parrot) is the source of this 2438-nucleotide messenger RNA. Its product is annotated as SLAIN motif-containing protein-like. Bases 194 to 2152 code for a protein of 652 amino acids. Lineage: Eukaryota; Metazoa; Chordata; Aves; Psittaciformes; Psittacidae. Gene Ontology annotation, biological process: positive regulation of microtubule polymerization; cytoplasmic microtubule organization; microtubule nucleation. The transcript has 9 exons. The record is from RefSeq and is a predicted model, not a curated record. Gene Ontology annotation, cellular component: microtubule plus-end.
AGGGGGAUGUAUGAGUAGGAAUUGGAUUUUCUGGGAGCCACACGUUGAAUUUCUCAUUCCCAGGUCAAACCGACUUCAGGAAUGCUCCUUAGAGGCGUCAUUUUGAGAGUGGUGUUCAAAGCGCACUGCAGUCAGCUCUUCACAGGAGCUGUUUGUCUUCAUUACUAAUUCAAAUUGCCACUGUGUGUUUUGGAUGAUGGUGGUGCCUGGAAAUGUGCCGGUCAUACAGCAGGAUCAUGCUUUCGAGCCAGCCUUAGGACGAGACUCCAUGGAGAACUCAGCCAUGGGUCCUGCCACGGCACCAGCACCCCAGGAAGUGGGUGCAGAGCUGGCGGAGGUGCGGAAGCUGAGGGAGCUGGUGAGGAGGCUGGAGAUAGAGAACCAGCACUCCAGGACCAAGAGCAGCAGGAGUGUGCUUGGGACAGUGCAGAGUGAGCUCCAUACUACUGUGGAUAACCACGGCUCUGGUCUUAAUGGGAUGGAGAUUAAUAACAGCAUCAAUGCCAUCACCGAGAAGCAGGAAUUGCAAAUCAUGGCGGAUCUGCACAGCCAACUAAGCAAGAUAAGGAAAGAGGCAGAAGACAACAACUGCUUCACAAGAGAGAUAGAUGCCCAAAUGCAGUACAGUAGCAGCAGUGCCACUGAGGAAUUGUCUUCCAGCGUGUGUAAGGUGGAAGUGAAGGAUGAUGGUGACAUGAGGUGUACAGUCACGAGUGAUAGUACAGAGCUGAUGGGAAAUGUGGUCCUUGCAGGUGUUGAUUCCUCAGUUAAAGCAAAUGAACAAAAUCCCAGUCAGAAAUGUGGAGAAUCAGAAAGUCUGUCCAGUAACACGGAUCUGGAUGAAGUCAAAGUGUUAGAACUUGAAAAUUGCAAUGAAGAAGAAGACUGCUGGCUCUACGUAUCCCCGAGGAAAUCUGUGGAUCAGAAAACAGCCUCACCUUUAAAAUGGUGCCGGCAGGUGCUGGAUAACCCCAGCCCUGAGACAGAGGUGGCCUGUCGGACUCUGCUGAGCAGACUCGAUCAAGCCAGUAGAUGGAAAAACCUGUAUUGCAGUCCGCUGGCAUCACCAAGCACCCAUAAUCUGAAUACAGAGCCAGGCUCCUGUAGCAAUGCACUAAACUCUCCCGGGCAUCUCAAAUCGACUAACAAAGCACUACUAACCUGUGGCAGCUCAGGUUAUCUGAGCAUGCACUCUGCACUGAGCUCUCAGUCAUCUGUGGACAGCGAGCUGAGUACAUCUGAUGACUCCAUCUCUAUGGGAUAUAAACUGCAGGACUUGACUGAUGUCCAGGUCAUGGCACGCCUUCAGGAAGAAAGCCUCCGUCAGGACUGCGCCUCCAGCUCUGCAUCUGUGUCCCGGCGCAGCUCCAGCGCCUCCCUUCACUCCCUGCGCAGAGGGACCUACAGCGACCAGGAGUUCGACACGUACAGCCUGGAGGAUGAGGAUGACUACGACUGCUCCCUGUCGUACCGCAGCGCGCACAGAUACUCACCGUCUCCGCUCAGUUCACCCCGAUGUCAGUCCCCUUCCUCCAGUGCAGAUUACAGCAGGCCAUCCACAUCCCGCAUCCGUCCCCCAAGGAGAUCUGUGCAAAGUCCCAUGCAGGACCGGCUCAAGUAUGCCAACAGUGAGGAGGAGAUGAGGCACAGCAUGCCCAACCUGGCCAGGACCAGUCUCCGCUCCUUGGAGUCCGUGAGGAGCAGUCGGAGCUUGGAGUCGGAUCUGCAGGUGCCAAGCAGCCGAAUUCCCAGAACCCAGCAGCGGUCAGCAGGUCUGGCUCCCAGUAAGCUCAGGUAUUCCUCCAGUGCUGGGCAGUCUCCCCUGACAGUGCGACAGCCGAUGAAGGCAGGGUCAUGCACAAACUCUCUCCUCACACCCAGGCAGCCAGUGAAAGCCUGCAGUUACACAGGCCCUGUCAGUGGAGUUCGAAAGCCACAGGCAUCUUCACAGCUCCACGCAGGCUCUUCCAGCAGCACUUGCACUACCAGAACCAGUAACAUGGUCACUGUGGCAAAAAACUCCCCCAUCAAAGCCCGCACGUCUGUUGGGGGGAUCUCUGUGCCCAAGAACAAGCCAACGCCGCCAUCCAGGAGGUUUCUACAGUCAGCACAGACCACAGAGGACGAUUCCUGGAAGGAUGGGUGCUACUGACAACCCAACACCCCUGUGAAGCAGACCCCAGCUGGCUGGGCAUGCAAUGGAACUCCAGAGCCCCAUCACAUUGCAGACUGAUGUAUAUAGCUCCUCUCCUCUUGCCACAGACUGUCCUCACCCUGUCACCUGCCAAGAGCCCGACCUCACAGCAGCGGGACAACUCCUUUGCUGUGUUCCCACUGCUGUAAACGUUACUGCAACACGAGUCUUCACAGGAAGACUGCAAAUAGCCUUAUCUCCUUUAAACCUCCACUGCAGCCCUUGGGAAGGUUUGUCACAGCAG